UCUCCUGGCAGCCAUCAUGAAGGGUACGGUCUUGAUCAGCUGUUUCCUCUCCCUGCUGCUUUUGCAGGCCACAGCAGAGGAAGAGGAUUUCACCACCGUCCUCCGAGACAGAUCUCACAUCGAUGAGACGCUGCGGCUCGCAAAUGAAGAAAAAUCAAAAGACUAUGCAGCUGCUAUUGAGAGGUUGCGGAAGAUCUACCACACAUCUAUCAAGCCCAUGGAGCAGGCCUACAAGUACAAUGAGCUGAGGCAGCACGAGAUCUCAGCCUACCCUGGACGAACCCUAGGGGACUCAGCCACAGAUGGAGAGAUUACAUCCAAGCCCAUGGUGCUGUUCCUGGGACCCUGGAGUGUAGGAAAGUCCUCCAUGAUCAAUUACCUCCUGGGCAUGCACGACAGCCCCUAUCAGCUCUACACAGGAGCUGAGCCUACUACCUCUGAGUUCACAGUUAUCAUGCACGGGGAGAAGAUCCGCUCUGUGGAGGGUAUUGUCAUGGCUGCAGACAGCUCACGGUCCUUCUCCCCCCUGGAGAAGUUUGGCCAAAACUUCCUGGAAAAGCUCAUCGGUAUCGAGAUGCCUCAUAAACUUCUGGAGCGUGUGACUUUUGUGGACACUCCAGGAAUCAUUGAGAAUAGGAAGCAACAGGAGAGAGGCUAUCCUUUCAAUGAUGUGUGCCAGUGGUUCAUUGACCGUGCCGACCUCAUCUUCGUGGUAUUUGACCCCACUAAGCUGGACGUCGGCCUGGAGCUGGAGAUGCUCUUCCGUCAGUUGAAGGGCCGUGAAUCUCAGAUCCGCAUCAUCCUCAAUAAGGCUGACAACCUGGCCACCCAGGACUUGAUGAGAGUCUACGGAGCACUGUUUUGGAGCUUAGCCCCCCUCAUCAAUGUCACUGAACCCCCCCGUGUAUACGUCAGCUCUUUCUGGCCAUACGAUUAUGCACCUGACACCAGCCGUGAUCUCUUCAAGAAAGAGGAGAUUUCCCUUCUGGAAGAUCUGAACCAGGUGAUCGAAAACCGCAUGGAGAACAAAAUUGCCUUCAUUCGCCAGCAUGGAAUCCGCGUGCGCAUCCAUGGCCUGCUGGUCGAUCGCUAUGUCCAGACCUUUAAAGAGAAGAUGAGUUUCUUCAGCGAUCCAGAGCUGGUCUUCAAAGAGAUUGUGGAUGACCCAGACAAGUUCUACAUUUUCAAGUCCAUCUUGGCCAAGACCAACGUUAGCAAGUUUGACCUGCCCAACCGCGAUGCUUACCGUGACUUCUUUGGCAUCAACCCGAUCAACAACUUCAAGCCUCUGUCAGCCCAGUGCUCCUACAUGGGAGGCUGUCUGCUGGAUAAGAUUGAGAAGGCAAUCACCAAUGAGCUGCCUGCCUUACUGAGCAGCAUUAACUCUGGCAAGCAGCCUGGCCUGUCCUCCUGCGAGGCCACGGGCUGCGGUGAGAAGCCAAAGAACCGCUACCGAAAGAACUGAGCAGAAUGAAAUAACUUGAGUGGGGAAUGUAAGAAGAGGAGAGAAGGUCUGGUGGAAGCCAGCCCUAAGUUAGUCAGAAUGCCUGUGUUGUUGAGGAGACAGAGGAGGGGAUAUUAGUGUUUGUUUUUGUCCUCAGGAGAAUAUUUGGAGGUGCAUUUAAAGACUGUGGGGUGAGGCCUAUAGAGGGAGGGAUGGGUCAUCGUUUGAAAGGCAGCUUAAAGACACAAGUGCUGAAGAAAUAAGAAGAUGCCACCAAUCACUGAGUUUGUUACAUACACGCCCUCCUCUCUCCCUUGCACAUUCACAGUGGACUGUCUGGGGUUUUUUGGGUUUGGGAAGUGAUGAUGUGAAGACAUGUAUAAUAAAAAGAAAGCUCAAAUAAAAAUUGAAUAUCCUUAGACUGACAACAGUCAAAUACCAGCUCCCAUUUAUGUGAAUAAAACAGGAAAAGUGGAAACAGAGGUUGCAAAUUUGUGUUGUAAAAUCUUGAGAGUUGAAUUGCAGAAUUCCAUAGGCUUCAUAAGCUGUUUUUGACGUAGCUUUUUUUUGGGUGCUAUCACAGCUUUUCUGUUUGGGUUGUCAUCCAAACCUUUGACUUUUACAUGGAUUAACUUUAACAUUGCAUGUUAGACAUCACAUCUUAUUUAAUAGAUGCAUGCAUUUCCUUCUAACGUACAGUUAAUGUAAUAUUCCUCAUGUUAUUGAAACCUGAACCAAACCUGCCAUGCAUCAGAUGAGGCCUUUUUUAUUCCAAGUUUUAUAAAAACUCAUCCGUCCAGGUUGUUGACAACCAGAAAUCUGCUUAUUUCUUAACUGAUCUUUCUGUUUCUGUUUGCAUCUAUAAAUUCGCCAGUCUUUGGCAGAAAUUAAA
Cheilinus undulatus (humphead wrasse) is the source of this 2336-nucleotide messenger RNA. It is a transcript of the gene srlb, whose product is annotated as sarcalumenin. The transcript has 7 exons. The record is from RefSeq and is a predicted model, not a curated record. The coding region runs from base 17 to 1465 and encodes 482 amino acids. Lineage: Eukaryota; Metazoa; Chordata; Actinopteri; Labriformes; Labridae. Gene Ontology annotation, molecular function: GTP binding.